Phasianus colchicus (ring-necked pheasant) is the source of this 1663-nucleotide messenger RNA. RefSeq names its product bolA family member 1 (gene BOLA1). The record is from RefSeq and is a predicted model, not a curated record. NCBI's taxonomy places the organism in Eukaryota, Metazoa, Chordata, Aves, Galliformes, Phasianidae. Gene Ontology annotation, cellular component: mitochondrion.
UUCCGCCGGGACCACGUGACGGAGCGGAAGUGGGCGGUGGGACUUCAUUUCCCAUCGUGCCCCGCGGCGCAGCGCGAUUGCCGCGAAGGGUGCCCCGAUGCCGCCCCCGCCCCUCUCAGCGCUGCCGUCCGGCCCCAUCGCCCGCGCCAUCCUCUCCAAGCUGACGGCAGCCCUGCAGCCCACCCACCUCCACCUGGAGGACCACUCCCCCCGCCACGGCGGCCCCCCCGGCGCCGAGACGCACUUCGGGCUCCUGGUGGUCAGCGGACGCUUCGAGGGACUCAGCCCCAUUCAACGGCACCGCCUGGUGCACGCCGUGCUGUGCUCCGAGCUGCAGGGGCCGCUGCACGCGCUCAGCAUCGUCGCCCGCACCCCCCAGCAGUGGGAGGAGGACCCCCGGCUGCCCCAGCCGCCCCCGUGCAUGGGGGGGUCCAAGCGGGAGAAGCGCGAGGCUGAGGGGGACGCCGCGGCGCCGCGAUAGGUGCUGCGGUGUCGCGAUAGACGCAGUGUCGUCGCGAUAGGUGCUGCAGCGUCAUGAUAGAUGCACUGUCAUCGCGAUAGGUGCAGCAGUGUCGCGAUAGAUGCAGUGCUGUCGCGAUAGAUGCAGUGUUGUCGCGAUAGGUGCUGCUGCAGUGUCAUGAUAGAUGCACUGUCAUCGCGAUAGGUGCAGCAGUGUCACGAUGGACGCUGUGUCGUCGCGAUAGGUGCUGCAGCGUCACAGUAGAUGCAGUGUCAUUGCGAUAGAUGUUGCAGUGUCAUGAUAGAUGCACUGUCAUCGCAAUAGGUGCAGCAGUGUCACGGUAGAUGCAGUGUCGUCACGAUAGAUGCUGUAGUGUCAUGAUAGAUGCAGUGUCAUCGUGAUAUAUGCAGCAGUGUCACGAUAGAUGCUGUGUAAUCGCGAUAGGUGCAGCAGUGUCACAAUAGAUGCAGUGUCAUCAUGAUAUGUGCAGCAGUGUCACGAUAGAUGCUGUGCCAUCACAAUAGGUGCUGCAGUGUCACGAUGGAUGCAGUGUCAUCAUGAUAUGUGCAGCACUGUCAUGAUAGAUGCAGUGUCAUCGCGAUAGGUGCUGCAGUGUCACGAUAAACGCUGUGUCAUCACAAUAGGUGCAGCAGCAUCACGAUAAAUGCACUGUCGUCGCGAUAGGUGCAGCAGUGUCAGGGUAGAUGCUGUGUUGUGAUAGUGCUGCAGUGUCACGAUAGAUGUUGUGUCAUCGUGAUAGCUGUUGCAGUGUCAAUAUAGAUGCACCGUCAUUGUGAUAGGUGCUGCAGUGUCAUGAUAGAUGCAAUGUCUUCAUGAUAGGUGUGAAUCGUGAUAGAUGCGGUGUGUUGGCGACAGAUGCUGCAGUGUCACGAUAGCUGCCAUGUCAUCGUGGCAGAUGCUGCGUCAUUGUGAUAAAUGCAUUGUCAUCACAUCAGAUGCUGUGACAUCGUGAUAAAUGCUGCGUCAUUGUGAUAAACGCUGUGUCAUUGCAAUAAAUGCUGCGUCAUCGUGAUAAAUGCAGUGUCAUGACAGCUGCUGUGUCACUUGAAUAAAUGCUGUGUCAUCGUGACAGACACUGCGUCAUGCUGAUGGAUGUGGUGUCAUUGCGACAGACGCAUCGCUGCGAUAGCUGCUGUGCCAUCGCGAUAUAUUCUGAGUCGUAAUAAAUGCUGCGUCAUCGCA